Messenger RNA from Mercenaria mercenaria, 8565 nucleotides. Its product is annotated as G-protein coupled receptor GRL101-like. Gene Ontology annotation, cellular component: membrane. Gene Ontology annotation, molecular function: ATP binding; G protein-coupled receptor activity; protein kinase activity. Gene Ontology annotation, biological process: protein phosphorylation; G protein-coupled receptor signaling pathway. The record is from RefSeq and is a predicted model, not a curated record. The coding region runs from base 802 to 2064 and encodes 420 amino acids. Lineage: Eukaryota; Metazoa; Mollusca; Bivalvia; Venerida; Veneridae. The transcript is spliced from 6 exons.
ACGCAUUUCGUUGCGGCCUUAGCCAUGUGUGCAUACCUUUGUCGAAUGUUUGUGAUGCAAAACAACAGUGUCCACAUGGAGACGACGAGGAAUUGUGUGAUUUCAAAUGUCCAGAAAAGUGUACAUGUGAAGGCUAUAGUGCCAUUUGUUCUAGCCAGCCGUAUAACGUAUUCAACUUUUUGCCAGGUUCAAUUCGAAUUUUGGAUGCAAAUCACUGCAAUGGGUUUAACGGAACUCUAGAUAUACAGCUAAGUUUUCUUUAUUUAAUUGAAAUGAAUAUUUCAUUUUCAAAUAUAGAAUUGAUCUCAAAGGAAUCCUUUUCGCACACACAAAAUCUGUUGAGGUUAGAUUUAAGUUAUAAUUUACUCACAAUUAUCCAGUCAAACGUGUUUAAUGCAUUAAAAUAUUUGAAGAUGUUGCAUCUUUGGGGAAACAGACUGAUAUAUUUGAUUGAGCCAAUUGCUUUUAAUGGUUUGACAUUAAAACACAUAACCCUUUCUUACACUAAAUUAAAAGUUAUUAAGAAAGACAGCUUCAAUGGAUUAAACCUAUCAAAAUUGGAUUUAUCCCAUAAUUUAAUCGAAACAGUUGAAGACUUUGCUUUUGAGCGCUUGACAGUAAAUGAGUUGGAUAUAACUUUUAAUCCAAUCAAGAACUUUGAAAAAGCAAUGUUUAGUGGCUUGGUAGGCUUACAAACACUUAAAACACCGAAGUUCAAAUUCUGUUGCGUGCGCCCAAUUUAUUUAGAAGAAAAAAAACUGUUUUCCACACAGAGAUGAAUUCUCGUCGUGUGGAGAUUUGAUGAGGCGAACUACUCUUCAGUUUUUACUUUGGAUAAUCGGUAUACUCGCUAUAGCUGGAAAUAUUUUUUCCAUAGUGUAUCGCAUGUUGUUUGACAAGAAACGUCUGAAAAUGGUAUAUGGAAUUUUUGUGACAAAUCUUGCUGUGGCUGAUUUAUUGAUGGGAGUGUAUAUGCUGAUCAUUGCAAUAGCUGACAGUGUCUACCGUGGUAGAUAUAUUGAAGAAGAUGAGCAUUGGAGAAGGAGCGCUUGGUGCAGCUUGGCCGGCAUAUUAUCUACUGUUUCUUCAGAAGCUAGCGUCCUCUUUAUUUCCCUGAUUACUGUUGACAGGCUUCUUGUUAUUAAAUACCCAUUUGGAUCAGUGCGAAUUACAACACGUCUUGCCAAAGUGAUGGUCCUCUUUUGUUGGAUUAUUUGCUUUCUUAUUGCUAUUUUACCUAUUGUACAGUCAAAUUAUUUUGGGGAUCAGUUUUAUUCUAAAUCCGCCGUGUGUCUAGCUUUACCACUUACUAAAGAUCGGUCUGUCGGAUGGUUGUACUCUAUUGUUAUUUUUAUCGGGUUCAAUUUCGUAACAUUUGUUAUGAUAGCAUUAGGCCAAACAAUGAUCUACUAUGAAAUUCGACAUCAGUCAUUAGCGAUGAAAAAGAACAGCUCUGCAAGACGGAAUGAUUUGAAAGUUGCCAGGAAUCUGUUACUUGUUGUAACAACAGAUUUUUCCUGCUGGUUUCCAAUUGGAUGCAUGGGUUUAUUGUCUGUGAACGGGCAGACUAUACCUGGAGAGGUAUACGCAUGGACUGCAGUUUUAGUACUACCAAUUAAUUCUGCCAUUAACCCAUUCUUGUAUACCGUAAUGGCUAUAAUAAAUAGCAAGAAAUUCAAUCCGAGCGUGAACGAACAACAGAGUAUGUCAGAGCACAUUAAAGGAAAGAGAAAGGCGUUUCAGCAAGCAUGUGGCAUGUGGUUUCCAGAUCCAAAAGUCGACUUUGAUGUUGUCGAUCCGAAGAACAAUGCUGUAUUAGAAUUGAAGCCUGACGAUCUACUUAAGAUUUUUGCGGAUGUAUUUAAAAGCCUGCAUUUAUAUCACAAACAUGGGCUGUUUUACAAAGAAAUUAAACCAGAAAACGUGCUCAUAUACAUACAACCAAACCUGACAUAUGGAGGAGUCAGAAUCAAACAGAUAUCAAUUGCAUUCUCCAGAAAAACUGAAACAAAACAAGACAUAUACAUGAUUGGUGAGAUUAUGAGGCCAUUGGCCAAAUGCUAACGGCCUCGCUAGAUUCAAAUGAACUAUUGAUAUUUGAUGUAAUUAGACCAUAUGCAGACUUUGGCUUUUCUUAAAGAUAUAUUACUUAGACCCGAUUUUUAUGAUUAUUUGUUUCUUCUUUUCGAUGUCAGUGUUGCAAACGUAGGGGCCCAGUGACAAAGUAUAGUAUUUAAAGCGGCCCUGUUAUGUUUGACAUUUUGAAGGCCACAUUUAAUUCGUUAUUGUAACGUGAUACACUUUACUUCAGUCAAUAGUUGUUUAAAUAUUGUUUUCUUACAAAAUCUAAGAACUUUUUUGUGUGUAACUAUGUCUGAUUACAGUAAACCUCAUUUAUAAGGAACUCGGAUAUAUGGAACACUCGGUUAAAAGGAACGGUUUUCAAUUCCCCGAUCUAAUUCCUUCUUUAUUCAAUGUAAAAAACCUCAGUUAUAGGGAAAUCAGUUUUAAGAAACACUCGGUUAUAAGGAACACUUUUUCUAGUCCCAAAGUACGAAAUUCAAUGGAAAACCCCUCGGUUAUAGCGAACAGACAUAAAGUAUAAAAAAUAUUGAAAACUGGAAAUAAACAGGAUAAUCGCUGAUGACGUCAGAGUAACGUCAGCACUUUCACGCGCUUCAAAUAGUGUUCGCUAUACAAAUUGUGUUCGUUAUACAAACCUCGGUUAAAAGGAAUUAGUUCGCUUUACGGAUAUAAGGAAACUCGGUUAUAAGGAACAAUUUUUAGAAGUCCCAAGCUGUUCCGUAUAAGCGAGGUUUACUGUAUUAUUUUUUUUAUUUUUAUUUUUUGCUCGUCAGCGCCCCGCGAAAUAAGAUUGUUAUUGAAACAUUAUUGUAUUUAAUGCGGUCCAGUUAUUGUCCAAAACUUGAACACUAUAUUUAAUUCGUUAUUGUCACUUGAAUCGUUUUAUUAUAGUCAAUAGCUUUUAAGUAGACUUUUAUAAUAUCAUGGUAACUGUUGAUUAUAUCUGCUUUUUUUCUGUUUAACGCCAAAUUUUAGUUUUUAGUUUGCUUUAUUGUGGUUGUGUUUGUUCGUGUCAGGUGUAUAUUAUCUAUUAUCUGUUAACUCGAAAUGUCGAUUUAUUAAUUCAAAUUCGAAAAUUCAAGUUACUAAAUUGAGUUAGUAUCUCGGAAUGUCGAUUUACAUUUCUUGAAAUUUCAAGUUACUAAGUCGAUAUUUCAAGUUAAUAUGUGGAAAUUUUGAGGAAAGAAUCUCGAAAAUUCGAGUAAAUAAGUCAAAAUUUCGAGUUAAGUAACUCGAAAUUUUGAGUUAAUAACACGAAAUUUCGACUUCGUAUCUGGCGUUUUAUUCGCAAAUUUCGUACGUCUGUCCGUCUGUCAAGGCCAAAAAUGUAAUGGACGACUUUUGACUCUUCAAAAUGGCGUAAUCUGUCUACAUAUCAAUAUGUUGUUCCCAACAUGUAGCGACUUGAAAGUAUACUACCAUACAUCAAUGUAUUACCUGCUCAUAGCCUCUAGAGCUACCCAAGAUUUCAAAAUAUAUCCAGGAUAUAUACCUUUAUUUACAUGUAUAGUAUAUUCAGGUGGUAGGGGCUCAAACGUACUCGAAAACCUUCAAGGUAUGGUUAAAAUAGUGACAUAUUCUAAGUUUGGAUACCUCCCGGUCAUCUUCUAUGACCUCUUCUCUAAGUCGAGAUAUAUCCCGGUACCAAAUCUUGGUCUGACAUAUUACUACACGUUCAUAUGGGGCAUGUCUAUAUUUCGUUGCCUUAAGGGCUCAAACUAGGUCGAAAACCUUCCAGACUUAAGGAUGGUUUCAUAGUGAUAUUUUAUGAGCAUAUGCUGCCCGGUUAUCUUUAUCAUAUGACCCUAUAGGGUUACCCGAUCGAUACACCAAGUACCUAUUCAUGACCAGGAUCUAUACUGUAUAAUACAUCAACGUUAACUUUUGUAGCUAGUAACUGGAAAUUUCGAGAUACGUAAAUCGAAGUUACAAGUUACUUAGUCGAAAUUUUGAGUUAAUAUUUCGAAAUCUCGGAAUUUGGAGUCAAUAAAUAGCAUUCACAUUACACUACGUAGUUUGUGAAUUUACCAGUUUUACAAUAUGUUGGUUAGUUGAUAAAAGAUUGUGCGGUUUUUCCUUUUACUUUUUUGCAUAAAGUAGGUUUGUUUUUAUUGUUAUAUAUUGUAUGCCAUAUUUAAAGGGACUAACCCACAUAUUGUAGUCGAUUUUUUUUUUCAUUUUCUUUCUGCAACCCAUGAUUGUACAUUAAGUGUUGAGCGAAACAUUUUUAUUAUUUUUUCUUUUUGCUUUUAUUACCUCUUGAAAGCUUAUGAAUGAAUGAUUUUGUCUUUUUUGAUUAUUAUUUUAAUUAUUUUUUCUUUUUUGCUUUUAUUACUUCUUUAAAGCUUAUGAAUUAAGGGUUUUGUCUUUUUAUAAUCUAUCUUUUUCUGUAACACAUGAUUGUACAUUAAGUGUUCAGCGAAAUAUUUCAAAUAUUUUUGUAUUUGCUUUUAUUACCUCAUGAAAGCUUAUGAAUUAAGAAUAUUUUUUUUUGAUAAUAAUUAUUUAAUUAUUUUUCUUUUUGCUUUUAUUACCUCUUGAAAGCAUAUGAAUUAAGGCUUUUGUUUCUUUUUUUUGAUAAUGUAUCAUUUUUAUUCUGCAACACAUGAUUGUUCAUUAAGUGUUGAGCGAAUGAUUUUAAUUAUUAUAAUUAUCAUAAAGAAAUACAUAUUACCCCAAACACGCAAUAUUUUAUAUAUGUAGAGUAAAUGAAGAGGAAAAAUAACAGCGAAUUUCUUUCAAACACAUGAUCCCAGAAAGAUACAAAGACAGGAAAAUAAUUUGACAGUUUGUGGAUAAUCUGCUUUUCCAUUAUGAUUGUUAUUCUUUCAUACAUAUUGAGGAGUCUGUAACAACCAGAAAUCAAUUGCAUUCUCCAGAAAAACUGAAACUAAACAAGACAUUUAUAUAUAUUUACAUGAUUGGUGAGAUACUGAGGACAAUGGCCAAAUGCUAACGGGCUUACUAGAUUCAAAUGAACUAACAGUUAUUUGAUAAUGAGGGCAUAUAUACACAAGAUUAUUUCCUAAGAAAUGAUUUAUAUGUCAAUAUGUUUUAUUUCUUUAUUUUUCGGUGUCUGUGUUGCAAAAGUAGGGGCCUAGUGACAUAGUAUAGUAUUUAAAGCGGCCAAGUUAUGUUUGACAAAUUGAAGGCCACAUUUAAUUUUUUGUUGUAACUUGAUACAUUUUACUAUAGUCAAUAGUUGUUUAGAUAUUGUUUUCUUUUUCUUACAAUAUCUUAGAACUGAUUUGUACUUUACUAUCUGAUUAUUUUUUUUAUUUUAUUUUAUUUUAUUUGUUUCUCCUCCGCGUCUCGCGAUUUAAGACGGUUAUUGAAAUAUUAUUGUACUCAAAGCGGUCUAUUAUUAUCUAAAACUUGAAUGUGAUAUUUUAUUCGUUAUUGUAACUUAAAUCGUUUUAUUAUAGUCAAUAGCUUUCAAGCAGAUUUUUUAUAAUAUCAUGGUAACUGUUGAAAAUGUCUUUUUUUUCUGUUUAACGCCAGUUUUUUUCUUUUUUAUAGAUUUUAGUUUGCUUGAUUGUGGAUGCGUUUGUUAGUGCCAGGUGUAUGUAAAUAAUUAACUCGAAAUUACGACAUAUUAAUUCAAAUUCGAAAUUUCGAGUUACUACGUUGGAAUUUUGAGUAAAUAAGUCGAAAUUUCUAGUUAUGUAACUCGCAAUAAUGAGUUAAUAACACGAAAUUUCGACUUCGUAUCUUGCGUUUUUUUCGCAAAAUUUGUACGUCUGUCCGUCUGUCAAAGGCACAAAAAUGUAAUGGACGACUUUUGACUCUUCAAAGUUGAUUCAUCUAUUAAAACAUCCAUAUAUUGUACCCAACAUGUAGGACCUACCCCCAUAGCCUCUAGCGCUACUCCAGAUUUCAAACUCUAUCCAGUAUAGAUACCUUUAUCUACAUGUAUUGUAUGUUCAGGUGGUAGGGGCUCAAACUUGCUCGAAAACCGAUAUGGUCCAAAUAGUGACAUAUUCUAAGUUGGAAUACUUCCCGGUCAUCUUCUAUGACCUCUUCUCAAAAUCUAGAUCUACCACGGUACCCAAUCUUGGUCAGACUCAUUACUACACGUUCAUGUAGGACAUGUCUAUAUUUUCCUGCCUCAUGGGCUCAAACUAGGUCUAAAACCUUCCAGACGUAAAGAUGGUUUCAUAGUGAUAUUUUUAUGAGCAAACGCUGCCCGGUUGUCAUCAUAUGACCCUGUAGGGUUACCCGAUCGAUACACCAAGUACCUAUUCAUGGCCAGAAUCUAUACAUCAAUUCAACUUUUGUGGCAUUAUUUUUUUGCAUAAAGUAAUGUUUAAUUUUAUUGUUAUAUUCUAUCCUAUAUUUAAAGAGACUAACCAACAUAUUAUAGUCCAAAACAUUUUUUUUCUCAUUUGUUUCUGCAACACAUGACUCUACAUUAAGUGUAGAGCGAAAGAUUUUAAUUAUUUUUUCUUUUUGCUUCUAUUACCUUUUGAAAGCUUAUCAAUUAAGGAUUUUUUUGAUUAUUAAUCUUUUUUCUAUGCAACACAUGAUUGUACAUUAAGUGUUGAACGAAAUAUUUUAAUUAUUAUAAUUUUCAUAAAGAAAUACAUUUUACCCCAAACACGCAAUGUUUUAUAUAUGUGUAGUGAAUGAAGAGGAAAAAGAACAGCGAAUUUCUUUCAAACACAUGAUCCCAGAGGGAUACAAGGACAGGAGAAUAAUUGUACAGUUCGUGUGUGUCUGCGCGUUUGGAAAAUAUAAAAGUCGGUCAAAAGUCGAUUACAAGGUCUUAAAAUCGAUUAUUUGCUUCUUUUGGUACAAAACAACCAACCAUCUACUGAUCAAUGUGUUUACAUAAAUAUACCGAUAAACCAUUUAAAGGCGUGUUCCAGUUUAAUUUUAUCCGCAUAAUGCAAAGUGAAAUUGCCACUGGACACGUGUUAUCAUUGUAAAAUUUGCUGAUGUUGCCGUAUUUCAUUUUACUAAUUUAAUGCAAGUGAUUUAAUGCUGUUAACUGCUAUUUGAAAUACUUUGCUUUUUACUCUAACAUAUUCAGUUUAAUACUUUACGGAGUUUUAUUUAAAAUUCUUUAUUAUAAUAAAAGGUUUGUAUGAUCUGUAUAAUAAACUUACAAAUUCUUGGAAAAGGCUUUUAAAUCUCUCAAAUUACCAAACUAAACUGUUCAUAUACAAAACGCAAUGAUUUUGAAAGGAAAUGCAAUGGCAAACCCAUCGUCAACAAGUAUUACAGCCAGGACUUUAAAUACUGCAUUCCCUGCUUGAUGAAAGUUGUCAAAGAAUUAUAAAGUUUGCCUUCAAAUUAACUCGAUGUUCUUUUAAUGUGAAGUGGCCUAGCUUAAAGCCGUUUGCAACAACUAAGGGGAAGAAAUUUUAUUCUGUGUAACGACCUGUAAUAUUGCGAAAUAAACCUUUAAACAUACGGUAAUUUAAUCACCUCAAGUGCUAUUUUCUAUAGUAAGUUUUACAACUACACAAUACAUUUAACAUGUUCUACAAAAAAAAAAACCCACAUCUUUCGCGGUUAAAAUUCAUUAAAGGAUCCAUUUUUCCCGAAACCAAAGAAAUGUUUAGAGAAAAUAACUUGUUAUCGUAUGCAGUACUAGGCACUAACGUGGAUUUUUCACCUGAUAGCAUGCGUGUAAUGUAACUUAAAACGAUACCAUACCUUCUCGCAAAAGUUGUCUCAAUUGCCAUAGGGUCUGUUUACUACUUGCAAAUAUGCCACCAUAAGAAACAAUCUCAAACCAAUGGCAAAUCUAAAAAUGUUUGUCAUUUUAGUUAUUUUGACUAAAUCCAUUACAUAAUACAAGUUUUGUAAAUUUUAAAGACAUCAUAUUCAUAAAACAAUUACUAUAGGUAUAAUAGAGUCAAAUGCCUGAAACCAACGAUCAUCUUUUAUUUGUUACAAAUUUAUAUUUGAAUGGAGGAUUUUCCCUUGCACACAGUUAUAAUAUGAAACUUGGGCAAACAUCAACAAUUUUUUUGCUGUAUUCGGGAGUGAAUUAAUCAUUGAAUCAAGCCGGUUCACCAUUUAAACGGAAACAACACUCAGUUGUGAUGUACCAGUCAAUACGCAUACCGAGGUACUCUGAACUUUUUGAAAAUAAAAGGCUUUUGUAAUUGGUAGAAAGAAUAUCCGAUACAACUUUUGAAUGACCCACUCGAUAAUUGUCUACAAGCAAGUGUAAAACAAAUCCUUUGACUUUUCAUCUUUUUAACAUUUUUGCAUCGUCAUUGAAACAACUAGCUUAUUGUAACUACGACUAGUCAAAGCGAGUCCAUGUGAUGAAUUAAUGACCGGAUGCCUUUGGUUUUGCCGAGUUUCGGAGUAGCAUACACUUAGAAAACUUUAGGGGAGACAUUAUAUAAUAUUGCUUAUUAAAAAUAAGAAAGGUUUGCAUUAAAGAAGAAAACAUAGAAAAAUAUACAUAUAGCACUGCGAUGUGUCCCAAAAUCAAUGAUAGCUAAAUGGCUUUCUCUUGAC